Aphis gossypii (cotton aphid) is the source of this 1005-nucleotide messenger RNA. RefSeq names its product piggyBac transposable element-derived protein 4-like. The annotation marks the transcript as partial. Lineage: Eukaryota; Metazoa; Arthropoda; Insecta; Hemiptera; Aphididae. The record is from RefSeq and is a predicted model, not a curated record. The transcript is spliced from 3 exons.
AUGGCUAAUAAAAUAGACGAUAGUGACAUAUUACAGUUAUUAGAUCUACCAUCAGGAUCUGAAGAUGAUUUUGAAAGUGACGUCGAUGAUGAUCAACUAGAUUUAUAUAAACCUGUUGUAGAUAAUAGUCAAUUUUCUGAUAUAAAUAUUUCAUCCCCCUCAACAUCCACUGAACCAGUUAUUAGAAAACAAAAUGUUUCAAAUAAUAAAAAAACUAGACAAUCUAAACAAACAAUCCCAGUUAUUGCAUCAGUACCUUCUAUACCAUCAAUUGAAGUGAAAAAUGUUGUUUGGACUGAAGUAUUGGGUAAUGAUUUGAUAAAAGCUACAAUGACUUUAAAUAUAUUUGAAAAAAUUAGAGCUAACCUUCAUUUUAAUGAUAAUUUAUCAACUUCUACUGGUCCAGGCAGAGAUAAAAUACAUACAAUUAGGCCACUUAUUGAAACGUUAAGAAAAAGAUUUAGUUCUAUACCAAUUGAAGAAAACUUGGCAGUUGAUGAACAAAUAUGUAGUACAAAAGAACGAAGUUCACUCAAAGUAUAUAUGCCCAAUAAACCUCAUAAAUGGGGUUACAAGUUUUUUGUUCUUAGUGGUGCCUCAGGUAUUGCAUAUAAUUUUGAGUUUUGUUCAGGUCAAGAAAAUAAUAGUGAAAGUAGAAAAGCAAGUGAGCCAGACCUAGGUGCUAGUGCAAAUGUUGUUAUGCGCCUUAGUGGAGUUAUACCUAAUAACCAAAAUUUUAAAUUAUUUUUUGGCAAUUAUUAUCCUACUUUGCCACUGUUAGUUUAUUUAAAAAAAAGAAAUAUAUUAUCUUUAGGCACUGUAAGAAGAAAUAGGUUAAAAAAUGUAAUGUUGCCAGAUGAUUCUAUUCUAAUGAAACAACCUAGGGGCACUACUGCCCAUUGUAUAUCCAAAGUGUUAGAUACAGACAUAGUUUCUGUCAUAUGGAAAGAUACAAAUAUUGUAAGUUUGCUGUCGACAUUUACUGCUAUAGACCCAGUUGUAAAA